Messenger RNA from Cucumis sativus (cucumber), 833 nucleotides. RefSeq lists its product as uncharacterized. NCBI's taxonomy places the organism in Eukaryota, Viridiplantae, Streptophyta, Magnoliopsida, Cucurbitales, Cucurbitaceae. The record is from RefSeq and is a predicted model, not a curated record. The transcript has a single exon. The coding region runs from base 184 to 576 and encodes 130 amino acids.
GAAAAACAAAAAAAGGGGGGCGUAGGGCCACCAAAUUCCUAGCUAAGGCUGUCCCCCCUUGUUCGUUGCCUAACUGUCAAGAAAAUUCCAUGACAGAGGUCUCUUCCUUCCUGCCCUAAAUCUAAAAGCUCAUGAUCUCCAAUCGAUCUCCAAUCACGCGAGCUUUUUCAAAGUUCGCGAAACAUGACCCUCUUCUCUAGACCCCAAAUUUCCAUAAUUUUCUUAUUUUUACUCCUCAUCUUCGUCUUUCCAGUCCGAUCUGAGGAUGUUUCCUCAGCCAUCCGCUUGCCUUCUGAAGCCACCAAUAACGACGGCGAUGUAGAUCUCUGUCCUGUAUCGGUGCCCUCUUCUUGCCCCGUGAAAUGCUUUAGAACGGACCCGGUCUGCGGGGUUGAUGGCGUUACGUACUGGUGUGGUUGUGCCGAUGCUUUGUGUUCAGGUGUCAAGGUCGCCAAGAUGGGAUUUUGUGAGGUCGGCAACGGUGGUUCUGCGCCUAUUCCUGGCCAGGCUCUCCUCUUGGUGCAUAUCUUGUGGUUGAUCAUACUUGGAGUUUCCGUCUUGUUUGGACUCUUCUGAAUCUUCCGUUCCUUUGGCUCCCAUACCAUUAUCUGGUUUGCUGUAUGAAUCCGUUUUUCAAUUUACAUUUUUUAUCUUAUACUUGAACAUUCUUUUGAGAGGAUCAUUAUUCAAUACCAUCCAGCUACGAAAGCUAGGAUACGCAUAUGUUAGAUAAUCCGUUUUCCUUUUCCAGAAAACUCCAGGAUAUAUGUAAAUUUAACCUAAAGAUUCUAAAGGUAAUUCACUGAAAAGAAUAAAACAUUGGCUUCAUUAAA